AAAGCAGUGAGAUGAGUUCUAGUCGUCCCAUCAUAGUGCGAGCUACGAGUGUGCACGUUAAUGAGUGACUACGCUGUCAGCCAGUAUAGCGGACUUCUCUUCUGGUAUUUGGAUCGUGACCACGGCAUUGUUGUUGGAAAUCUCUUCGGCUUUGGUUAAAUCUGUCAAGUCCCCGGUAAAUGUGGUUAUUUUGUGACUACGCGUGUUAACGGCUUUGUCUUCGGCCCCCACCGUACACAUCAGAUUCAAAACUUCGAAGUGUCGCAUCGGGGACACUGUUUUACUGACGGCGCGUGGGAGACAUCGACUUUGAGUUGGGUGACGCGAUAGCCUGAUAAGAGCUGCGCCAAGCGGAGUUCACGGCGGAUGGAGAUGAAUGGUUUCAAAAUCGUAGUAUAAUGAAUAAGCUUAUACUUAGAACAAAUAACAUGGAAACUAUUGUUCCUGCCUGUGAUAUCGUUGUUUCGGACCUCAUUGAAAGAUGGCGCUCAAGUUGUGGAAAAGAAUUGCCUGCUCUGGACGAUGAGCUGUAUUUGUGGUCUUUAGAAGUGAUGGUGUCCAUUCUCGUGGGACCGAAGUACCGAGAGCACCGGGCGGAGUUGGUGCCCGCCAUGAAGCACAUUUCGUCAGUGGUGCGCGCCAUCUUCGAGCACACGUCGCGCCUGUCGUUGCUGCCUCCGCAGCUGGCCUACGCCCUGGGCCUCGCGCCCUGGAAGGACUUCGAGGCGGCGGUGGACGAAACUCUCGCUUCAGCCAAUGCUUUUGUCGAAAAUUUACUGUCUCUGAGGCACUUAAAUGGAAGUGGACUACUGAGUAGAAUGUUGGCUGAAGGACUAGAUCUCAAAAUUAUACAACGAAUAGUAGCUGAUUUCAUAUUAGCUGCUGGAGAUACAACAGUAUACACACUUCAGUGGGCACUGUACGAGUUGGCACGAAAUCCCCAACUUCAGGAUGAACUAUACGAACAAUCUUUACUUGUCAACAGUGCCAAAGAACUGUCAGAGUUACCCCUUGCAAAAUGGACAUUGCGAGAAACAUUAAGACUGUAUCCAGUGGCUAUAUUUCUAUCACGGUACUUACCUGAAGAAUGUGAGCUGGCUGGCUAUAAAAUAGAUGCAGGGACGCUGGUGAUACUGUCCCUGUACACUAGUGGGCGGGACGAAAAGAAUUUCGCCGAGGCGGAGAGGUUCUGGCCCGCGCGGUGGGCGCGGGACGGGUCCGGGGCGUACGCGGGCGUGGCGGCGCCCUUCGCGUCCAUCCCGUUCGCGCUGGGCAGCCGCUCCUGCAUCGGCCGGCGCGUCGCCGAGGCGCAGCUCACGCUCACCAUCGCCCAGCUUAUGAAGAAUUUCAGAAUGGAGAUUGUGAACACUAAUCCCAUUGAACUCACUCUUCGGAUGAUCGCAGUUCCUUCCGAGCCCCUUCAGCUGAAGUUGACGAGCAGAUAACACUGUGAUUUUUGAGUUAUGGACGAAAAAGUUUUUUGCUAUUAAUUAUGUAAGAAAUGCGUAAGAUAAGAUAAAGUGAUGGAUUAAGAUAAGGUUUUUAAAAUAACUGUAUAUCAGGUAAAAUAAGGAAGUUAAUCUUCAUAAGGUUCUUCAGUGGGUGAAACAUAACAGAUGAAAUACAAUAAUUCACUUAUUUUAUCUCAUGAACAGUUUUAUAACUGCCUUCGUAUUUUCCACUCAGAACUAAAUAUUAUUUAUGCAAAUGUACAAGACAACCUGUUGUUAUCUACAGUUGAAGAAGAAUUGAACUUCAGAUACUUAACUACCAGCUGUUAAGCACUUCGAAGACUGACAGAAAGCCAUUAGCUUCAUUUAAGUACAACAAUAAUUAUUAUAAGAAUACAUUUCAAUAGUUGCAAUGCAAUAAAAAGCAAUUUGCCAUUCAUUAUUAUGAUACCAAUAAUUAUAUAAAUAUUUAUAUUUUCCAUUUUAUUUCACUACAUAAUAGUACAAUAAAUGUGUAAUUUCUGACAAAUUAUUUUGUAUAUAAUUGGAUUUAUGAUGUAUUAUAAAUAAUUAUAAUAAAAAGUGAUUUGUUGAUUACUGAAAUCAUAUGCUUGUAAAAUUGUAUAUCUUGCAUUAAAAUAAAAUUGCCAAAUAAUAC
Molecule: messenger RNA, 2109 nt
Organism: Gryllus bimaculatus (two-spotted cricket)
Lineage: Eukaryota; Metazoa; Arthropoda; Insecta; Orthoptera; Gryllidae
Source: the annotation of a GenBank genome assembly